AUGGCACCAAGAGGGCCAUCAGCAACGUCACCAGUGCCACCAUCAGUAGUACCACCAGUGCUGCCACCAGCAAAGUCACCAGAAAAGGCACCAGGAAAGCCAUCAGUGAUGUCACCAGUGCCACCAUGA
Molecule: messenger RNA, 129 nt
Organism: Apaloderma vittatum (bar-tailed trogon)
Lineage: Eukaryota; Metazoa; Chordata; Aves; Trogoniformes; Trogonidae
Product: verprolin-like
Exons: 1
Coding region: 1-129 (42 amino acids)
Source: RefSeq, a predicted model, not a curated record